This is a messenger RNA of Anguilla rostrata (American eel), 723 nucleotides long. Its product is annotated as translation initiation factor eIF2B subunit alpha-like. The record is from RefSeq and is a predicted model, not a curated record. Lineage: Eukaryota; Metazoa; Chordata; Actinopteri; Anguilliformes; Anguillidae. Gene Ontology annotation, biological process: translational initiation. Gene Ontology annotation, molecular function: translation initiation factor activity; guanyl-nucleotide exchange factor activity. Gene Ontology annotation, cellular component: eukaryotic translation initiation factor 2B complex.
UGUUGUUAGAAGAUCAACAAAACAUGCCAAUUGACCAGGGUGCCCAAACUUUUGCAUAACAAUGUAUAUGGAGUAGGUCCUUGUCUAACUGGAUUGGGGAUAAAUUCAGAUUGAUUUUUUUCAGAGUUGGUAGAGUAUUUUAGGGCGCAGAUGAGGCAGGAUCCAGACGUGGCCUCUGCUGUCGCAGCCAUCCGCACUCUACUAGAGUUCUUAAAAAGAGACAAAGGCGAAACCAUCCAGGGUCUGAGGGAGAACCUGACGCAGGCCAUCGACCGACUAACGGGAGUGGACUCCUCUGUGGCCGUGUCCUCAGGAGGAGAGCUUUUCCUGCGUUUCAUCAGCCUCACGUCCCUGGAGCAUGAUGAUCUGUCACGGUGCAAGAAAGUUAUGGUUGAAAGAGGGGAGUUUUUCCUGAAGAAAAUCUCUCUCUCCAGGAACAAAGGCAAGCUGUGCCACACCUUCAUAAAAGACGGAGCGAAAAUCCUGACGCACUCGUCCUCCAGAGUGGUGCUGAGAGUGCUGGAGAAGGCAGCGGCCGAGAAGAAGCGCUUCACCGUGUACGUCACAGAACCUCAGCCAGACUCCGCAGGGAAAAAAAUGGCCGAGCCAUUGAAAAAUCUCAACGUUCCUAUCACUGUAGUUUUAGAUGCUGCCAUGGGGUACAUCAUGGAGAAGGUGGACCUGGUGAUAGUGGGAGCGGAAGGAGUGGUGGAGAGCGGAGUA